Molecule: messenger RNA, 3509 nt
Organism: Vitis riparia (riverbank grape)
Lineage: Eukaryota; Viridiplantae; Streptophyta; Magnoliopsida; Vitales; Vitaceae
Product: valine--tRNA ligase, mitochondrial 1
Exons: 21
Coding region: 102-3290 (1062 amino acids)
Biological process (GO): valyl-tRNA aminoacylation
Cellular component (GO): cytosol
Molecular function (GO): ATP binding; aminoacyl-tRNA deacylase activity; valine-tRNA ligase activity
Source: RefSeq, a predicted model, not a curated record
CCGUUUUGGGGUCCUAAUAAUCUUCUUCUCUGAGCUUGACCUAAAGCAUUCCACAACAUACAGGGACACUGAGAGCCGGCUCUGCCUCCACGCUGAAAAACAUGGACUCGCAGGUGGAGACAGAGGCAAAGCCAGAUAUUGAGGACCCUGAGAAGAAGAAAAAGAAAGAGGAAAAGGCAAAAGCAAAGGAAUUGAAAAAACUCAAGGCUUUACAAAAGGCGGAGGCAGCCAAACUUCAGGCACAACAAGCAUCGUCAAAUGCCUCAAAAAAAAGUGAGAGGAAAAUAAAGCGGGAUGCUGAGGAAGAGAAUACUGAGGAUUAUAUUCACCCAGAAACACCUUUUGGUGAGAAGAAACGUCUUUCUCGUCAGAUGGCAAAGCAAUAUAGUCCAAGUGCAGUAGAGAAUUCAUGGUAUGAAUGGUGGGAAAAAUCAGGCUUCUUUGUGGCAGAUUCUAGCAGCUCCAAACCGCCAUUUGUGAUUGUUCUGCCACCUCCAAAUGUAACUGGGGCCCUGCAUAUAGGUCACGCCCUUACCUCUGCCAUACAGGAUACAAUUAUCCGUUGGCGGAGAAUGUCGGGAUACAAUGCCUUAUGGGUUCCUGGAAUGGACCAUGCUGGGAUAGCAACUCAGGUCGUUGUGGAGAAGAAGUUAAUGCGGGAAAGGAAAUUAACCAGACAUGAUAUUGGCCGUGAGAACUUUGUAUCUGAAGUUUGGAAUUGGAAGAAUGAGUAUGGGGGGACCAUAUUGAAACAACAACGACGUAUGGGUGCUUCUCUUGAUUGGUCCCGUGAGUGUUUUACAAUGGAUGAGAAAAGGUCAUUGGCUGUUACAGAGGCUUUUGUUAGGCUUUACAAGGAGGGUCUUAUCUAUAGGGAUCUUCGAUUAGUGAAUUGGGAUUGCAUCUUGCGAACAGCAAUAUCUGAUAUUGAGGUAGACUAUGAGGACAUCAAAGUUAGGACUCUCUUAAAGGUUCCUGGAUAUGAAAAGCCAGUGGAGUUUGGUGUUUUAACAUCGUUUGCUUAUCCUAUAGAAGGAGGGGAAGAGAUAGUUGUGGCCACUACUAGAGUGGAAACAAUGCUUGGUGAUACUGCUAUUGCUGUACAUCCUGAUGAUGAAAGGUACACGCGUUUUCAUGGAAAAUUCGCCAUUCAUCCAUUUAAUGGAAGGAAACUUCCUAUUAUUUGUGAUGCAAUACUCGUUGAUAAGAAUUUUGGGACUGGUGCUGUUAAGAUAACUCCAGCCCAUGAUCCAAAUGAUUUUGAGGUUGGGAAGCGUCAUAAUCUUGAGUUCAUCAACAUUUUCACUGAUGAUGGGAAAAUAAAUAGCAAUGGUGGUCCAGAAUUUGCAGGGAUGCCACGUUUCAAAGCCCGUGAGGCUGUGGUUGCAGCAUUACACAAAAAGGGACUCUAUAAAGGCGCAAAAGAUAAUGAGAUGCGUCUAGGCCUUUGUUCAAGGACCAAGGAUGUUGUGGAGCCACUGAUAAAGCCUCAGUGGUAUGUUAGUUGCAGUGGAAUUGCCAAUGAAGCUCUUGAUGCUGUUAUGGAUGAUGAGAAUAGGAAAAUUGAGAUUAUUCCAAAGCAGUAUGCUGCUGACUGGAAAAGAUGGCUUGAGAACAUUCGAGAUUGGUGUGUCUCAAGGCAACUUUGGUGGGGCCACCGCAUUCCUGCAUGGUAUGUUACAUUGGAGGAUGACAAAAUGAAGGAACUUGGUGCAUACACUGACCACUGGGUGGUUGCUAGAAAUGAGGAAGAGGCUCAAAUUGAGGCUAGCAGAAUGUUUCCUGGGAAGAACUUUCAGAUAUCUCAAGAUCCUGAUGUACUGGACACAUGGUUUUCUGCUGGUCUCUUCCCAUUAACUGUGUUGGGCUGGCCAGAUGAUACACAAGAUUUGAAGGCAUUUUAUCCAACUUCAGUUCUGGAAACUGGGCAUGACAUUCUCUUUUUCUGGGUUGCUCGGAUGGUGAUGUUAGGUAUUAAGCUGGGAGGUGAUGUGCCUUUUAGAAAGGUUUAUUUGCAUCCAAUGAUUCGUGAUGCACAUGGGCGUAAGAUGUCUAAGUCGUUGGGAAAUGUUAUUGACCCUCUUGAAGUGAUAAAUGGGAUAUCCCUUGAAGGCCUUCACAGGAGGUUGGAAGAGGGUAACUUGGAUCCCAGUGAACUGGUAAUUGCCAGAGAGGGACAGGUGAAGGACUUCCCUAAUGGUAUUGCUGAAUGUGGUGCAGAUGCUCUUCGUUUUGCUCUUGUGACUUAUACAGCACAGUCUGAUAGAAUAAAUUUGGAUAUCCAAAGAGUUGUUGGGUAUCGCCAAUGGUGUAAUAAACUGUGGAAUGCAAUACGAUUUGCUAUGAGCAAGCUUGGAGAUGAUUACACCCCACCGAUGGAAAUAGUUCCAGAUGUUAUGCCAUUUACCUGCCAAUGGAUACUUUCUGUACUGAACAAGGCUAUAUCAAAAACAGUGUCAUCAUUGGAUUCAUAUGAAUUUGCGGAUGCUGCCAGCACAGUAUAUUCAUGGUGGCAGUUCCAAUUGUGUGAUGUAUUCAUUGAAGUAGUUAAACCUUUCUUCUCUAGUAAUGAUCCUAAAUUUGCAUCUGCGAGGAGGUUUGCCCAAGAUACACUGUGGGUAUGUUUGGACAAUGGGCUGCGGUUGCUUCAUCCAUUUAUGCCAUUUGUUACAGAAGAAUUGUGGCAGCGCCUUCCUCCAGCAAGAGAUUGUGCUAGGAAAGAAUCAAUUGUGAUAUCCGACUACCCAUCAGUUGUACAGCAUUGGACAAAUGAAAGAGUAGAGUAUGAGAUGGACCUCGUGGAGUCUACUGUGAAAUCACUUAGGUCUCUCAGGUCUUUGAUGCCUGCUAAGGAACGACAUGAAAGGCGACCAGCUUAUGUGCUUUGCCGGACGGAUGCAAUUGCAGAAAUUAUAAAUAGCUACGAACUGGAGAUUUUGACUCUUGCCACUUUAUCAUCCUUGAAGGUUCUUAACGAGGGUGAUGAUGCUCCUAUCGGAUGUGCUGUAUCAGUAGUAAAUGAGAGCCUUUCUGUCUAUCUCAAGCUUCAGGGAGCUCUUAACGCAGAAGCAGAGCGAGAAAAACUCAGGAAAAAGAUGGAGGAGAUAAGAAAGCAACAGGAGCAUCUAACACAAAUCAUGAGUGCUUCUGGGUACCAAGAAAAGGUUCCGGCUCGUAUUCAUGAAGAAAAUGUAGCCAAGUUAUCAUCAUUGAUGCAAGAACUUUUGUCGUUUGAACAAGCUAGCCAGCAUCUGGAACGUGAUAUUGCAGCAGAACAAGAAUCCCAUUGAGUCUUCAACCUCACAGAAGGCCCCAUUGGAGGAAACUUAAAUUAUUUUCUCUUGUUUUUCAUUACUAAGUGUGACAUUUUUUUUUUUUUUGUUUUUUUGUUUUUUUGUUUUUUUUUAAAUUGUGAAAUUCUGAGACUUCAUUAAAUUAAAUGUUAUCAGAUUUUAAAAUUUUUUAAUGAUCUAAAUUUUGACAAAUAUUGGUUCAAAUCGUUGCAAGUU